GCAAAGGUGCCUCACUGAUGUUCUCCAAACACCAUCAUCGUGAGAUUGGAACCAAAAAAGGGUGCAAAUCGCAUUGAAAUGGUGUGGCACUGGGAUCCAAAUGAUCCCUUAGUUUAUCAUAGUUUACAUAAACAAUGUAUCAGGUUUGGACACUUUAGUUUGUCUCCUGGGGAACAGAUCAGUAAUUUGAGCUGUUAUCUUGAAAGCUCCUGAACUCUCCAUCGAUCUCUCGCUUUUGUUGAUUCGUUUAUUCCUGCAAAAAACAGAACCUUUUACGUUCAUUUCCUCUCUGGAUUCUGAAACUGGAAAAAGUACAAUGAUUGCGAUAAAGAUAACAGAAAAGUCAAGAAUUACAGAAGGGUGUUUCAGAGAACCAUCUGAAAUAUCGACUUUUGAAAUUAGUAACGAGAUACAGAACAAAUACAGAAAAACAAGUAAUCAUUGGCCCUACAGUAUUUGGAUCUUCUCCAAACGAAGUUUCAUGCACAAUUCUCUCAAGGGCCCCCUCUAGAUCUUCCUACAUCAGAAAGAGAAUGGACCCACUUGACCCUAGCAAAAUGUGAACAUUUUAAGGCUUCCAAGUUCAGAACUCACAAGGAGAAUAUAGCUAGGAAUCUGGCCUAAAACAAUCAAUUUUAGCUUCUAUCAGCUCACUACCACAAACAAAAAUUCAAUGGCUGUGUCCCUAAACCUUCCAACUCUUCCCAAUUUGUACUGCAAUGAGGCAGCAACGGAGGUUGUCUCCAGGGAAGCUGAUGAUGAUGAGUGUGAAAUUGUUACUUUUGCUUCAGAUUCAGAUUCCUUCAUCGACUAUGACGAGGAUUCUCUAAUUAAUAUGUUUGAUUCUGAGGUGGAUCAAAUGCUGGAAUCUAAGGUUCUUUCAAGUUUUUAUGAUCUUCCUGAUAUUGUUAAUGCUCGUCAAGAGGCAGUCCAAUGGAUGUUAAAGGUACACUCUUUCUACAGAUUUAAGCCUGAAACUGCUUAUCUUUCUAUCAACUACUUGGACCGUUUCCUCUCAGCUCGAGCAUUGCCGCAAGGGAAAGGGUGGCCUAUGCAGCUUUUAUCAGUAUCAUGCCUUUCUCUGGCAGCAAAAAUGGAGGAAACAACCGUUCCCUUUCUCCUAGACUUUCAAAUAAUAAAACCCAGAAUCUUGUUCAACCCCAAAACAGUCCAAAGAAUGGAGCUUUUAGUCAUGGACACUCUGAAAUGGCGAUUGCGCACCAUUACUCCUUUUGAUUUUGUACAUUAUUUCAUUUCGACGAUUUCAUGUAUCAAAUAUUCACAACAAAACAGCCUGUGUCACCUUUAUUCUUGUGCCUCAGAUAUCAUUAUUAGUACAUGUAAAGCAGCCAUUGAUUCCCUGGAUUACCCUCCUUCAGCAUUUGCAGCAGCCGUGGCACUAUGGCUGACAAAUCACAGUGUUGAUGACCAGGAUUUAGCCCAUUUGGGGUGCUUGCAGAAUAGAGUACACAAAGAGAUGGUGAAGAAGAUUUACAAGAUCAUUCAGGGAAAAAUGUCUAGUUUGGAGCCACUGCCACCAAGUCCCACUGGCGUACUUGAUGCUGCUAUCCAAGGAAGCUGCAAACUGCAGAAGAUUGGCAACAAGAAUAUGAAUUCAAGCUAUAAUAACUCACAGCCAAAUAAGUGCUAAAAGAGCUGAAGAUUAAAGUUUGAUUUACUGAUAAUAAAGAGAAUGUGUUUUGGUUUGUGAUGUUUAUGCAAUUCUUUUUUACAAAGUGUCCAUUGAUUUUCUUCUUUCUUUUCUUUUGGUUUUUGGGUGUGCUAUUUGACUAUGGAAAAGUGAUUUUGAUUUGUAAUCAGGAAGUUUUUCUCAGAUUGAUAUUCACUUGAUGCAUUAAUAUCUAC
Messenger RNA from Durio zibethinus, 1866 nucleotides. RefSeq names its product cyclin-D1-1-like. NCBI's taxonomy places the organism in Eukaryota, Viridiplantae, Streptophyta, Magnoliopsida, Malvales, Malvaceae. The record is from RefSeq and is a predicted model, not a curated record.